Olea europaea var. sylvestris is the source of this 1540-nucleotide messenger RNA. RefSeq names its product transcription factor bHLH137-like. The coding region runs from base 270 to 1295 and encodes 341 amino acids. The transcript is spliced from 8 exons. The record is from RefSeq and is a predicted model, not a curated record. Gene Ontology annotation, biological process: regulation of DNA-templated transcription. NCBI's taxonomy places the organism in Eukaryota, Viridiplantae, Streptophyta, Magnoliopsida, Lamiales, Oleaceae. Gene Ontology annotation, molecular function: DNA-binding transcription factor activity; protein dimerization activity. Gene Ontology annotation, cellular component: nucleus.
UAUGUCUCAACAGGUUAGAGAACAAGAGCUGCUUGUACAUUACGCCUACAAGAAGUUUCAUUCUAUGUCUUAGGAAUCGAACCCUCACGUCGUGACUGUCAGUAAGACGUGAAAUAACCUCACUCCUAUCAUUUACACCACUGGACUACGCCCCAGGGCUCUCUUUUCAUCACGUUUAUAUAUACCUAAAAUUUCCCUUGGAACCACUGCUACCUUCUAAAUCUCUCUUCCAUCAAGCGUUUUAUUUUGAAUUCCAAAGCAAACGAAAAAUGGCAGCCUUUUCAUCAUAUAAUCAGCAGCACCCUUUUCCUAUUGACUCAGUUGUUCUGCAACCAAACUCUUCCAUCAUUAAAAUUUGCGAACAACUAAACAGUGCAAAUACCGCUGAAUUUGGACAGGUUAUUGUGCCUUCCAAUCUUGGUGUUCUUCGAAAUAGAUGCCUUGACCAGAGUACAAAAGUUUCUUUCAGCGAUAAUGAGUCUAAUUCUUUGAUGAGCAUAAAAAACAAGAACAGUAUGGACUCUUCUUCAGUUUCUGAUAAAUAUGAGAGUAGUGAUCAACAAGUCUCUCAAAAGAUAACUUCCGUAGCGGAGAAGAAGAAGAGAAAAGGAAAAUUAAUGAGGUCUUCAUCAAAUUCUGCUCAACCCAAGGAUAUGAAAGAAUUGAAAGGAAAGAAGCAAAAGAAUGUUGUAGACAAGAAGCAGCCUGGAGAAGAGAAGAAAGAAUCUGAAGAAGACCCAAAAGGCUAUAUUCAUGUAAGAGCAAGAAGAGGUCAGGCAACUGAUAGCCACAGCCUUGCAGAAAGGGUGAGGAGGGAGAAAAUAAGUGAAAGAAUGAAGGCACUCCAAUCUCUUGUUCCUGGUUGUGACAAGGUAACUGGAAAGGCCCUCAUGUUGGAUGAAAUUAUCAACUAUGUCCAGUCCCUACAAAAGCAAGUGGAGUUCCUCUCAAUGAAGCUUGCUUCAGUGAAUCCCAUGUUCUACGACUUUGGCAUGGACUUGGAUGCUAUCAUGGUUAGACCUGAUCAGAGUUUAAAUAGCUUGGCAUCACAACUGCCAACUAUGCAACAAUGCAGCCCUAUACAGCCACCAGUCAUUCAUGAGACAAACACAUGCUUGACGGCACCCAAUUGCUAUUCUCGUCUGGAUAGUUUGUCUCCCCUUCCAUUUCAACAAUCUCAUAUGCCAAAUACUCUCCCUCAGGGUAAUGGACAGCUCUUAUGGGAUGUGGAUGAACAAAGACAAAAAAUUAUUAGUGAGACAGGGUUCAGCAAUAACUUAUUUUCAUUUAAUUGAAAUGUAAAAUCAGCCGUUGCCUUACAAGCAUGCAUUUGGUUGUAGGAAUUAGAAAUUGCAUGCAGAAGUGGAUAUUAUUCCCAAGUAUCAAAUGUAAUGAAGAACAAGAGAUGGUGGCAGUCGAUGAAUAAGAGAUGAUUUUUAUUUAUUUUUUCGUCUCAUUCUUUGUCUUGUUUAAUCCCAAAUGUAUAUGGGAGCACAAAUUUCUAGACAGAUGUUAAAAAUAGAUGCAUGGUGUUGGCAUU